AUGCGUGUGUGUGUCAAGAUAGCAAGUUUCCUCCUCGCCUUAAAUCUGUACUGCCAGCCACUGCGAGCGCAGGAUCCCUCCUGCUGCCAACAUGCUGUUCAGCGGCCAACUUGCAAAGAAGCCUGCGACCAGCUCGCCACCAUCAAGAGUGAGUCACACCUGAAACAUCUGCUCCAGAGGUUACCCAGCUACUGCUCCGAGUCCAUGAAUGAACUUUGGAUGUGCAUCAACUCCACACUUCCUGGAGUGUCCAAAAAGUCCGAUGGCUGGGUGGGGCUGGGCUGCUGUGAGCUGGCCAUCUCAUCAGAGUGUCGCCGUGAAUGCAAACAGGCAUCAUCUAAAAACGACAUCACGAAAGUCUGCAAAAAGGUUACAGAAAAUUCCCUCUACAGCUGCAUCACCAAAAAUGAAAUGGGGUCGUCCUGCUGCAGCUUUGCCGGGCGCCACACCACCUGCCGGGACUACUGCGAGGCCAUCUUCCGGACGGACUCCACCCCCACCGAGUCCCAGAUCAAGGCCGUCAAAGAGUACUGCCAAAGCCACAGCCACAAGGUGGUGGACUGCGUCAACAACUUCACCAUGUCCUACCCCCCCCGCAGCCCCAUCGACAGCCUGUACUGCUGUGACCGGGCCGAGGCCGCCAAAUGUCAGAUCGCCUGUCGGAAGAUCCUGCGCACCAUGAGCACGGAGCACGAGAUCAUGGACGGGCUGAUCCGGGAGUGCGGCUCCCAGCCCCUCCCCCAGGACCCCAUGUGGCAGUGCUUCCUGGGCAGCGCCAACCCGCCCUCCCCGCCCGAGGAGGUCCCCCCCCUCCCCACCAAGAUCGACGGCGCCAAGCUCCACUGCUGCUCCAAAGCCAACACCUCCCUGUGCAGGGACAUGUGUCAGAAGAUCAGCACCCACUGGGGGAGCCAGACGUGGCAGGACUUCGACCAGCUCUGCGAGUACAACCCGGUGGAGGCGGAGCUUAUCAACUGCCUGUCGGACGUCCGGGAGCCCUGCCAGCUGGGCUGCAAGGAGCUCAGCUACUGCAGCAACUUCAACAACAGGCCCACAGAGCUGUUCCGAAGCUGCAACGUCCAGUCGGACCAGGGAGCCAUGAACGACAUCAAGCUGUGGUCCAACGGGACGAUCAAGAUGCCGUUCAUGAACAUCCCCGUGCUGGACAUCCGGAAGUGUCUGCCGGACAUGUGGAAGGCCGUGGCCUGUGCCCUGCAGAUCAAGCCCUGCCACAGCAAGUCCAGGGGCAGCGCCAUAUGCAAGUCCGACUGUGUGUACAUCCUGACCCAGUGUGGGGACAGGAAACGCUUCCAUGAAGGACAAACCCCGGAGAGGAUCUGCGAGCUGCUGUCUCCCAUCGAUGACCCUGAGCGCUGCAUCCCUCUGCAGAGAUACCUCUUGCCCAGUUCCCUUGGUAACGCCAUUAUUGAGGAGGUCAUCCACCCAUGCAACCCCAACCCAUGUCCCAGCAACCACCUAUGCCAGGUCAACAGGAAGGGCUGCCUGGAUAAGCUGAACUGUCUGCCCUACCUCUGCGUGCCCGGCUGCAAACUGGGCGAGGCGUCCGAGUUCCUGGUGCAGCAGGACUCCCGCAUCCAGGUCCCGGCUCACGCCGCCCCCCCCGGCUGCUACGAGGUGUGCGGCUGCGGCGCCAGCGGGCGGCUGGAGAACUGUGUGGAGAUGCCCUGCGUGGACACCAGCAAGCCCUGCAUCGUGGAGGGCCAGAGGAGGAACCACGGCACGUCCUUCAGGACGGACUGCCACACCUGCUCCUGCUUCGCCGGGGAAACCGUCUGCUCCUCCAGGAGGUGCUCCGCCAGCCACUACGCGGAGGAGGACCACCAGCAUUUCACCGGCCCCCCGUGUAACUGCCCGGACCACUUCAUCCCGGUGUGUGCGCAGAAUGGCCGCACCUACCCCAGCGGCUGCGUGGCCCGCUGCAUGGGCUUUAAGGACAACCAGUUCGUGUUCGGCCAGUGCCGCCUCAGCAACCCCUGCACCAACAAGACCUGCCCCAGAAACCAGAGGUGCAUCCCAAAGCAUCGUGUGUGUCUGAGCAACUCGUCGGACUGUCCGCAGUACGAGUGUGUUGGCCGGCCGGCGGCGUGCGACCGGAACCGUCUGGAGCCGGUGUGUGACGCCGAGGGCCUGACCCACCUCAGCCUGUGCCACCUGCAGCAGGCCGGGAAGACUCUGGCCUACACGGGCCAGUGCCAGGAGGCCUGCAGGAAGCCGCAGAGGGUCUGCGGCCACAACGGGGAGACCUACAGCACGGUGUGUGAGGCCUUCUCCGACCGCGUGGCCGUGGACUACGAGGGCUCCUGCCGCACCGUGGGCUCUCUGACCGACACCGGCCCCGAGCUGGCCUGCAGCUCAGUGUCCUGUCCAAAGAUACCCACCCCGGGCUGCCACCCCAUCACCCCGCCCGGAGCCUGCUGCCCCAUAUGUGCCAGCAUGCUGCAGAUCCUCUGGAGCCAUAAGCAGAUGAACACUUUCUCAAAGCUGAAUAAGAACCGGCCGGUGACCACCCGCAGCGUCCUGCAGAUCCUGCGGCUCCACGUGUCCGUGCCCCAGUGUGACGUCUUCGGCUACCUGAGCAUCGACCACCAGCUGGUGGUCCUCAUCGUGCCGGUGGACCACCAGCCCACCCCUCUGCAGAUUGAAGCCUGCAGUAAGGAGGCGGAGAAGAUCGAUGCCCUCAUCAACUACGCCAGCCCCACCCUGGUGUCCCACGUGCCGCUGUCCGCCUUCCUCAGCUCCGACAUCAGGACCGCCUUCAUCCGGUCAGCCGGGGCCCCGCUGGCCCCCCCGCUGGCCCCGGGCCUGGUUCUCCUGCUGGCCCUCCUCAUUACAGCCAUCCCCGGCCUCCCGCAGCUUUAAGGCCCCACCCCCCCGCUCCGGUCCUCCUCCCCGGGGGCCCGCCGUGACAAUCAACCCCUCCGAAUCACCCGCGUUUUAACAAUCAAUCUGGUGGAAAAGCUAUUAUUAUUAUUAUUAUGGAGAGCUUUGGUAUGAACAGUGUUAAUUGUGUUGGUUUCCUCCCCGGGCUUUCCUCCGGCGGAGUGUGUGAGUGUGUGAGUGUGU
This is a messenger RNA of Menidia menidia (Atlantic silverside), 3084 nucleotides long. The record is from the annotation of a GenBank genome assembly. NCBI's taxonomy places the organism in Eukaryota, Metazoa, Chordata, Actinopteri, Atheriniformes, Atherinopsidae.